AUGAGUUCAACAAUGAAGCUGGUCACAGCAGCGCUCUUGCUGGGCUUAAGCAUGAUGGUCACUGAUAUGAGUGAAGGUUCAUGCGUCCCUAACACCCUCUCCGAAGAAGAUUCUCGCAUGUGCAACGGUCUUCAUGUUGAAUACCCCGAGCUGGGCAAUAUUGCCUGCUAUUAUAUUCCUAGUUGUGACAACUACAGAGAUAUGAUCACCAUCUGGCCACAGCCGAUUGUCACGUUCCCCAGAGCCAAAGAGACUGAAACUUAUAUCCUGAUCAUGGUGGAUCCAGACGCCCCCAGCAGAUCUUCUCCCACAGCUCGCUACUGGAGACACUGGUUGGUGACAGAUAUCAAGGGUAGUAACUUGAAGAAAGGGAAGAUUCAAGGCAAGGUGCUAACAUCCUACAGUCCUCCCACCCCCCCACCACACACUGGCUUCCAUCGCUACCAGUUCUUCGUCUAUCGUCAAGAGGGGAAGACCAUUUCUCUCCUUUCCAAAGAAAACCAAACUCGAGGCUCUUGGAAUAUGGAAAGAUUCGUGAAAUGCUUUCACUUGAAUAAACCUGAAGCAACCACCCAGUUCAUGACCCAAAACUCCCUGGACGAACCAGAAACCAAGCCUCCCCGAAGAGGGGACCACCCUGAAUGA
This is a messenger RNA of Elephantulus edwardii (Cape elephant shrew), 645 nucleotides long. It is a transcript of the gene PEBP4, whose product is annotated as phosphatidylethanolamine-binding protein 4. NCBI's taxonomy places the organism in Eukaryota, Metazoa, Chordata, Mammalia, Macroscelidea, Macroscelididae. The coding region runs from base 1 to 645 and encodes 214 amino acids. The transcript has 6 exons. The record is from RefSeq and is a predicted model, not a curated record.